GAUUUCAAUAUGGAGAACAUGGCAAAUCAAAACAAUGUGACGGAAUUUGUUCUACUAGGGCUCACAGAAAACCCAAGGAUGCAGAAAAUUAUCUUCGCUGUGUUUUUGCUCAUCUACAUAAUCUCCAUUCUAGAAAAUAUUCUCAUCCUUCUCACUAUCAUUGUCAGCCCAUUACGGAAGUCCCCCAUGUACUUUUUUUUGGCUCAUCUCUCCUUUAUCGAUACCUGCUACUGUUCAGUCAAUAAUCCAAAACUGAUUGCAGAUUCAAGGCAUGAAAAGAAGAUUAGCCUGUUGAAUGCAUGUAUGACACAAGACUUUGCAGAACACUUCUUUGGUGGUGCUCAGAUCAUCCUGCUGACUGUGAUGGCCUAUGACCGUUAUGUGGCCAUCUGCAAGCCCUUGCACUAUGCAGCCAUCAUGAACUGGAGAUUGUGCAGCCUGCUCGUGGGGGUGUCCUGGGUGGGCGGCAUUCUUCAUGGAACCAUACAGAUGUUCUUCAUCCUGCCACUCCCAUUCUGUGGCCCGAAUAUCAUAGAUCACUUCAUGUGUGAUCUCAAUCCUCUGCUCCAGCUGGCCUGCACUGACAUCCGCACUCUGGGGCUCUUUGUUGCGGCGAACAGUGGCUUCAUCUGUCUGUUAAAUUUCCUGCUUCUCUUGGUCUCCUAUUCAUCCAUUCUCUUCUCUUUAAAGACCCACAGUGCGGAGGGCAGGCAUAAAGCUUUCUCUACUUGUGUCUCCCACAUCACAGUGGUUGUCUUGACCUUUGUGCCCUGCAUAUUUGUGUACAUGAGACCCCCAGUUACUCUACCCAUUGACAAAGCAAUUACCAUUUUCUAUACUGUGAUAACUCCCAUUCUAAAUCCAUUGAUCUAUUGUUUGAGAAAUGCUCAGAUUAAAAAUGCUAUUUGGACUUCAUUUGUUAGGAAAAUCCUAUCAGAUCACAAAUGA
This is a messenger RNA of Octodon degus (degu), 948 nucleotides long. Its product is annotated as olfactory receptor 4C13-like. Bases 10 to 948 code for a protein of 312 amino acids. Lineage: Eukaryota; Metazoa; Chordata; Mammalia; Rodentia; Octodontidae. Gene Ontology annotation, molecular function: G protein-coupled receptor activity; olfactory receptor activity. The transcript has a single exon. The record is from RefSeq and is a predicted model, not a curated record. Gene Ontology annotation, biological process: G protein-coupled receptor signaling pathway. Gene Ontology annotation, cellular component: membrane.